This is a messenger RNA of Pungitius pungitius (ninespine stickleback), 3277 nucleotides long. It is a transcript of the gene arhgef38, whose product is annotated as Rho guanine nucleotide exchange factor (GEF) 38. The transcript has 16 exons. The record is from RefSeq and is a predicted model, not a curated record. Gene Ontology annotation, cellular component: cytoplasm. Gene Ontology annotation, molecular function: guanyl-nucleotide exchange factor activity; protein binding. Gene Ontology annotation, biological process: intracellular signal transduction. The coding region runs from base 368 to 2863 and encodes 831 amino acids. NCBI's taxonomy places the organism in Eukaryota, Metazoa, Chordata, Actinopteri, Perciformes, Gasterosteidae.
UUUGUUAUUCACACCAGAUAAAUGCAGAACUUGUGGACUUUUCCUCCACAUUCAAUAACUAAAUGCAGUUAGAACAAUCACAAAGGUCACCGUUGCUUUUGCUUUAAUGUCCCACCACAUUUGUUUUUUAUGAUAUGAAGUUAAUGGAUGUGAUGGUUAUCUGCACAAUACAUCAUGAGAUCAAAGUCUGUAUGUAUCCAUUGUGUCAUGAGCAAACAUCCAGCCCGGCAACCUUGAUAGCGGCCGUACAAAGUGCCUUGCUUUUGAGUCCUCCAAGCCCAAAGAUCCUAUUGAUUCAAUUUGUGUUUGAACUCCGUACGGAUGUUCCUUACUUCCGUGGCUUUGCCCUUAAGCGAAGCCCUGCACCAUGACUCGUCCAUCGAUGGCGCCCAAGUGGCCAGCAGUAAGAAAAGCUCAAGGCCUCACUAUGGAUCCCAAUGAGGCCAGCGGGGGCGAGAAGGAGAAGGAGAAGGAGAAGGAGAAAGUGAUAAAGAGGAGGAACCGGCCCGUGUUCCUGCGCUACCUGGAGAGGAGGAAGACGGACACUAUUGUGGCUGAAGACUCGGCCAAAUGGGACAUCAACCUCGGGACGCUGGUGAGGAGGAGUCAGUCCGACAAGACGGAGUACAGCGCCAAACUUAAAGAGAAAAUGACACCACUGGACCGGUCCGCUCCCCCCUCUCCGGCACUGGACCCGGAGGAGGUCCGGUCCAGGAAGAUGAAGCGCAGGGCGAUGGUCAUUCAGGAGCUGGUGCAGACUGAAAGGGAUUUCCUCACAGACCUGGAGCUGUCCAUCAGAGAGGUGGUCCAGCCUCUACGCAAUCUGCAGGUUGUGGAUGUGGACACGCUGUUCACCAACACAGAGACAGUGUGUGAGGUUUCUGCAGCACUCCUCCACAGACUGAAUGGGGCCAUCGCAGACCCUGAUCCGGAGGCAGUUGUCAUAGGAGAUAUCUUCAUCCAGGCGAAGGGAGCAAUAGAAGAUGUAUAUAAGAUAUACUGUUACCAUCACGAUGAUGCCAACAUGUCACUCAAAUCCUAUGAGAAAGACGAAGAAAUAAAGCAACAUUUCACCACAUGUAUAUUAUCUCUGAAGAAAAUCUACGACCAAGAAGGGAAACCCAACCUGCUGAACAUGGGUUCCCUGCUCAUCAAACCGGUCCAGAGGAUCAUGAAGUACCCUUUGCUGCUCGGGGAGCUGUGGCACGCCACGCCCGAAGACCACCCUGACUACCACCCGCUGCAGGAGGCGUUCACAGCUGCUAAGAUCAUCAAUGUAAACAUCAACGAGUUCAAGAGACGCAAAGAUAUAGUUAUGAAGUAUAAGCGGUUGGAGGAUGAAGGAACACUGAGGGGAAAACUGCACAAGUUCAACAUCCACUCUAUUCGGAAGAAAGGCGACAGGUUUGCCGGCUAUCUCAAAAUCCUCACUGGAGUUGAACCACAGGUGAGAGAUGAAAUAUUUGAUCGAGAGGAAAAGCUGUUCCGCAGUCUGGAGAAGGCUGUGAGGCAGCUUACCAAGAACGUCCAAUGUUACCUGCAGCACACCCAGGAGAUGGUGUCUGUAGCCGUUCAGAAUGUCCAGGACAUGGAGGACAUCAUCAAGGAUCCAAACAAAAACCUCACCAAUGGCUCUUCAGACACUAAUGGAAACGAUCCCUAUAAGCACUAUAAAGACAGUAUGGCCCGCUUGGUGCUCACCCCCCUCGCGUCACUGCAAGGCAUGUUCACAGCCCCGCAGAAGCUCAUCCAGAAGCGGUAUGAUAAGCUGCUGGAUUACUGCAGCCGACUGGAGCGCUCUUCUUCUUCUUCGUCCUCAUCCACGUCAUCCACCAACUCUUCCUCGCCCUCACCGGUGUCAGAAGACCCGCCGGGUCCCGCCAGGAGGGACUACGAAGCGCUCAAUGCCUUGCUGGUGGAGGAGCUGCAGAGGUUCAACGUGGCCGCCUACAGUAUCCUGACCAACUGCGUGGUGUACCUCGUGGCCCUGCUCAGGGGGCUGAUGGAUAAAAUACUUCUCCGUUCCCCAUCCAUUCAGCAGCUACCAGCUCCCCUGUCCAACAUCGCUGAAGUGCAGAACUGCAUCAUGGAAGAGCUGAACAACCUGACCUUCGUGAAGGACAACGCGCAGAAGUUGAUGGAGCGAAAAGUCAGCUUCGAGAGACAACGAGACAAGAAAAUAGCAGUGCCGGAGGUGCAGCAUCAAACCGAGGAGCAGCGAGCCUGGCUGCUGGCCGAAUACCCGGUGAGCCGCCUGUACCUGCUCAAGAGGAAGUGCAACGGCUGCCAGGAGCAGGACCUCGCCCUCCUGGAGGGGGAGCUCAUUGCCCUGCUGGAGGACACCGACCCAUCGGGCAGCAGCAGCCGCUGGCUGGUUCACACCGGAGGCACACAGGGUUACGUCUACUCCACAUUCCUGAAGCAGUACAACCCUCUGAGGGACUCCCAGCGGGGAGGCCGCAGGGCGAAAGAUCAGCAGCAGCAGCAGCAGCAGCAGCAGGCGCCUGCCAUGGCGGACGAGGACUUUGAUGACCUCAGCCUGUUCGUGUCGGGCAGCGGCAGCAGCAGCCUGCGCAGCUUCAACCUCAACCUCAACACCACCGACAGCGGCUCCACCCUGUCCGGACUGCAGGGCGAGCCCGAGGGCCCCGAGGGCCCCGAGGACACGGAGGCUCAGCAGUUCUAUGCAGUGUAUGCAUUUCAAGCGCGCUGCGACCAGGAGCUGACCCUGCAGGAGUACCAGCACGUCCGCAUCGUUCAGUUCCACGACCUCGGAGGCAAUAAGGACUGGUGGUUAGCCGAGGCCAACGGACAGAAGGGAUACGUCCCGGCCAACUACCUUGGCAGGAUGUCCUACGCAUAAACUGUUUUUAAGCAUGUCACACCCUAUAAAACUGUAAAACAUGUUGCAUUUCUGCACAGUGAAAUGCAAAAAUUGCACCAAGUGUCACCACAUCUUAUAUGUUUCGUACCAAAAGUGUUGAACUUGUUUUGCCUUCAGAAGAUAAUAACAAGAGAGCUCUCUAAUGGGACCAGUGAUCUGUGAUUAACAUAUAUAAUAUGGAAGGAGAAUACAGGGCACUGUGCCGAGCACUUUUUCACUUCAGUGUUGGUGAAUUUUUAAUUGAUGAUGAAGUGAUUUAUCAAUGAAGUUAAUUUUGUAUGUGAACCGAUUCAUACAUGAAGAGUAUAUAUUUAAUGUGAAAUUAAGAAAUAUAUUAUGACAUAUAUAUGUAUUUGAACAAUUGCAUAAUGAAUAAAGGUGAUGAAGUCUUCA